Molecule: messenger RNA, 1408 nt
Organism: Zeugodacus cucurbitae (melon fly)
Lineage: Eukaryota; Metazoa; Arthropoda; Insecta; Diptera; Tephritidae
Gene: MsrA
Product: peptide methionine sulfoxide reductase
Exons: 4
Coding region: 235-1095 (286 amino acids)
Molecular function (GO): peptide-methionine (S)-S-oxide reductase activity
Source: RefSeq, a predicted model, not a curated record
UUCUGUACACGUUCGACGCGAUAACUCAUCGAACUGUUUGGGAAAAAAGUCAAAAACAAAUACGUCAGCGUUGAUUUUAACAAGCUAGUUGUAUGGAAACCGCUUGUGAAAGAACACAUAAAUUUCGUAGAAAGUGUUCGUUGCUGUAAUUUGUGUCACUGUAAAUAGUAGUUUAGUGUAUUAGUGUGUGUAAAGAAUCUAGUGGAUCCAUUUUUUUUAUAACGCAACAAAAAAAUGUUUGCAAAAACAACAAUUUCCUGCCACAAGCAUACAACACAAAUCCUCUCCUGCCUCACACUGCUGCUGUUGCUGACAAAUGUCACUUUGCUGCAUGCUGACAAAACCAGUUGUCAAUAUGAUGUCUUCAAGCCACAAAUAGCGACCUGUUCCGAUGAUAUAGCACCAAGCAUAACAAUUAGCACUGUGCGCGCAGAGCAAAAGGAGCUGAAUGUGACACCCGUUCAUAGCGUGAAUAUUGCCUUUAAGACGGCCACCUUUGGCAUGGGCUGUUUCUGGGGCGCUGAAUCGUUAUUUGGCGGCACUAAGGGCAUUUUGCGCACCACUGUCGGUUAUGAGGGCGGCUCCAAGGAUGCACCAACUGGUGAUCAUACUGAAGUACUGGAGAUUGACUACGAUCCCAAGACCAUCUCGUUCAAACAACUAUUGGAUCUGUUCUGGAACAAUCAUGAAUAUGGCCUGACCAACCCGAUCAAGCGUCAGUAUAUGUCAUUGAUCUUAUAUCAUGAUGAUGAGCAAAAGAAGAUCGCUGAGGAGUCCAUUGUAGAAGAGCAAAAGAAACGUGUGCCUGAAAAAAUCAUUACAGAGAUCUUACCAAAAGGAAAAUUCUUUCCUGCUGAAGACUACCACCAAAAAUACCGUCUGCAGGGGCACAAAGACCUCGCCGAAACGCUGAAUCUCGAUGCCAAACUAUUGCGCACCUCCUACAUUGCCACCAAAUUGAAUGGUUACCUCGCUGGCGUCGGUGGUGUAAGGCAAUUCAGAGAUGAGCUUGAAACAUUCGGUUUGACACCGUCUCAAAUGGAGUACUGCUUGUAUCAUGUGGAGCAGAAUGAGGGUAUGGGCCUUUACUGUUGACCGGUUGGCGGUUCGUCGUGCAGCUAUCGGCGCCGUUAUGGUCCUCGGCUUGUUGUGAAAAAGCAGAAAUAUACAUCUGCAUGAAUUUACUCAAACAUAUUUAUUUUGUUAAACAAAUUUUUAAGGCUAAAGCAUCCAUUAUCUCGGUAGUUAGCGGUGUAUGCGUGCAUCAUGCGCAUACGCCUAUUGGUAUGCCUUAUGUAUUACUAUUAUUAUGACUUUAUUAUGCAAAUAGUUUGAAUUUAGAAUUUUUGUAGGUUAUAAUUUUAAAUUUUAAGUGAGUGUGAUAGAACUAUUCCAGAGAAUAUGUGUG